Otolemur garnettii (small-eared galago) is the source of this 249-nucleotide messenger RNA. RefSeq names its product keratin-associated protein 19-6-like. The transcript has a single exon. Lineage: Eukaryota; Metazoa; Chordata; Mammalia; Primates; Galagidae. Bases 1 to 249 code for a protein of 82 amino acids. The record is from RefSeq and is a predicted model, not a curated record.
AUGAGCUUCUACGGCGGCUACUACGGAGGCCUGGGCUAUGGCUGUGGAGGCUUCGGGGGCCUGGGCUACGGCUGCAGAGGCUUCGGGGGCCUGGGCUACGGCUACGGCUGUGGCUGUGGCAGCUUCCGCAGACUGGGCUAUGGCUGUGGCUUUGGAGGCUACGGGUACGGGUCUGGGUACGGAGGCUACGGGUUCGGCUGCUGCCGCCCGUCUUGCUAUGGAGGAUACGGCUUCUCUGGCUUCUACUGA